AUGUAUAUGCAGAUAUUAGGUAGUCUAAUCUACUUGGGCUUAACUCGUCCUAAUAUCUCUUAUUCAGUUGGAGUCAUGAGUCGAUACAUGCAAAAUCCAAAGAAGUCUUGUUUAGAAGUAGUUCGGCGGAUACUCAGAUAUAUAAAAUGUACAAUAGACUAUGGUCUUAUGUACAAGAAGGGUGAAAGUUGCAAACUAGUUGGUUAUUUUGACGAUGACUAUGCAGGGGAUCAUGAUACUCGUAGAUCAACUACAGGGUAUAUGUUUAUGCUUGGAUCUGGAAUGAUUUCUUGGUGUAGUAAGAGACAACCGACAGUGUCUUUGUCAACAACCGAAGCAGAAUACCGAACAGAAGCAAUGGCAGCUCAAGAGAGUACUUGGUUGAUACAGCUAAUGAAAGAUUUGCACCAACCAAUAGAUUAUGCGAUGCCGUUGUACUAUGACAAUCAAUCAGCAAUUCCUCUGGCAGAAAAUCCAGUCUUUCAUGCAAGGACUAAACACAUGGAAGUGCAUUAUCAUUUUCUUCGAGAGAAAUUUCUACAAGACGAGAUUUUAAUGAAACAAGUGAAGACAGAUGAGCAAGUUGCAGACUUGUUCACAAAAGCUUGA
Humulus lupulus (European hop) is the source of this 609-nucleotide messenger RNA. Its product is annotated as secreted RxLR effector protein 161-like. The transcript has a single exon. The coding region runs from base 1 to 609 and encodes 202 amino acids. Lineage: Eukaryota; Viridiplantae; Streptophyta; Magnoliopsida; Rosales; Cannabaceae. The record is from RefSeq and is a predicted model, not a curated record.